CCCUCGGUCGUCCCCACCGCCCCCCACCCCAGAUGUACUAUGCGGUUUCUCAGGCGCGUGUGAACGCGGCUCCCGCGACCAUGCUGCGGCCACAGCGGCCCGGAGACCUCGGGACCUCGCUGUACGAGCUGGUGGGUUACAGACAGCCACCCAUUUCAUCCUCCUCCUCCCCCUCCACAUCCUCCUCUUCGCCCACAGCGUCCCUCCUCCCCAAGGCUGCGCGCGAGAAGCCAGAAGCGCCUCUCGCUGAGUCGCUGGGAACCGCGCCGGAGUCCCGGGGCGCCCGGGCCGACGCCAAAGAGGAGCAGCAGCAGCAGCAGCAGCUGCGGCGCAAGAUCAACAGCCGCGAGCGGAAGCGCAUGCAGGAUCUGAACUUGGCCAUGGACGCGCUGCGCGAAGUCAUCCUGCCCUACUCGGCGGCGCACUGCCAGGGCGCGCCGGGUCGCAAGCUCUCCAAGAUAGCCACGCUGCUGCUCGCCCGCAACUACAUCCUGCUGCUGGGCAGCUCACUGCAGGAGCUGCGCCGCGCGCUCGGCGAGGGUGCCGGGCCCGCAGCCCCGCGCCUGCUCCUGGCCGGCCUGCCCCUGCUGGCCGCCGCGCCUGGCUCUGUGCUGCUGGCACCCGGGGCCGUGGGGCCCCCCGAAACACUGCGCCCCACCAAGUACCUGUCGCUAGCGCUCGACGAGCCACCGUGCGGCCAGUUCGCUCUCCCCGCUGGUGGCGCAGGUAGCCCCGGCCUCUGCUCGUGUGCGGUUUGCAAGUUCCCGCAUCUGGUCCCCGCUGGCCUGGGCCUGGCAGCGGUGCAAGCUCAGUUCUCCAAGUGAGGGCUGGCUGGGCCCGGGGCAGGGCGCGAUCUCAGCCAAUCUUCCCGCGCGCUCGCAUCCUGGGUCUAGGGAGAGCUGGACCCAAGAAGGAGGACAUUUCCAGACUUCUCUCCCAGACGACAGACUGUAGGGCGCCUUCCUCCCUGCCCCCACUCCCUAGCAAUUAAAGUGACCCAAGCGGGUGUUCAGAGGAGCGACGCAGUUGCUUGGGGUUCUAGAUGGAUCCCACCUGUUUAGAGCCAGAAGCCAUCGCAUCCUUACCUUAAGCUCACCCAGUGGCGGGCAUGAUCCCGGGUCUCUCCCAGUAGCCUUGGCACCGCGGGGCGGGCAGGAUGCUAGUCGGCAGAGCGGCACAGUCGGGCUGCCC
Phodopus roborovskii (desert hamster) is the source of this 1191-nucleotide messenger RNA. RefSeq names its product oligodendrocyte transcription factor 1 (gene Olig1). Lineage: Eukaryota; Metazoa; Chordata; Mammalia; Rodentia; Cricetidae. Gene Ontology annotation, molecular function: protein dimerization activity. The coding region runs from base 33 to 824 and encodes 263 amino acids. The record is from RefSeq and is a predicted model, not a curated record. The transcript has a single exon.